UAAACCGUUUAUUGACGUCCGCUUAACAAUUUAACUUGAAAACUCCUAUUUUACGUUUUAUGCCUUUUACUUCAUCUCUCAUCUCUGCUUUGAGAAGAAGGAACAAUAAAUGCACUUGAACACACUCUCUCUCCGAGUCUCCUCCACACUCUCUCUCUCUCCUUCGAAUCCGCCAUUGGUGAAGCUUUUACUUCUCUGGGAGUGGCUAAAUGGUAGACAAUUUUAGCAGAAUGGAUUCGAUUCAGCAACGAAGAGGUGGUAUUGUAUCCGUAUCUCCAGCUCAGACACCACGAUCAAGUGAUAAAUCGGCUAGAGAAUCAAGAUCUUCUGAGUCAAAUUCCACUAAUAGAAAUGAUAAAGAAAAGGGUGUGAAUGUGCAGGUCAUAUUGCGUUGCAGGCCAUUGAGCGAGGACGAGGCCAGGAUUCAUACACCGGUGGUGAUUUCUUGUAACGAGCAUCGUAGAGAAGUUGCUGCUACUCAAAGUAUUGCUGGAAAGCACAUUGAUAGACAUUUUGCUUUCGACAAGGUCUUUGGUCCAGCAUCUCAACAGAAGGACUUAUAUGACCAAGCCAUUUGUCCAAUUGUGUUUGAAGUACUUGAGGGUUACAACUGUACCAUCUUUGCGUAUGGUCAGACAGGAACUGGAAAGACAUAUACAAUGGAAGGAGGUGCAAGGAAAAAGAAUGGUGAGUUCCCGAGUGAUGCAGGUGUUAUUCCAAGGGCUGUUAAGCAAAUUUUCGACAUUUUAGAAGCGCAGGGAGCUGAGUAUAGCAUGAAGGUCACCUUCCUAGAGCUAUAUAAUGAGGAAAUCUCAGAUCUUUUAGCACCAGAGGAGACUACAAAGUUUGUAGAUGAGAAGUCUAAAAAAUCCAUUGCUCUCAUGGAAGAUGGUAAAGGGAGUGUCUUUGUACGUGGCUUGGAAGAAGAAAUUGUGAGUACAGCGAACGAAAUAUACAAAAUCUUGGAAAAAGGUUCUGCGAAAAGGCGUACAGCUGAAACUCUUUUGAACAAGCAAAGUAGUCGCUCUCAUUCGAUAUUUUCUAUCACCAUUCACAUCAAGGAAAAUACUCCAGAGGGAGAAGAGAUGAUCAAAUGUGGGAAACUAAAUCUUGUUGACCUUGCUGGUUCCGAGAAUAUCUCACGUUCUGGUGCGCGAGAGGGACGAGCCAGGGAAGCUGGAGAGAUCAACAAGAGCUUACUUACUCUUGGCCGUGUCAUUAACGCGCUUGUUGAGCACUCGGGUCAUAUUCCUUACAGGUUUGACAUUAGAGAGUACUCAGCUAUUGCUUUUGAAUUCUUCAGAGAUAGCAAACUGACGAGGCUCUUGAGGGAUUCAUUGGGAGGAAAGACAAAAACGUGUGUAAUCGCCACGAUCUCACCUUCCAUCCACUGUUUAGAAGAGACGCUAAGCACUUUAGAUUAUGCACAUCGCGCCAAGAAUAUCAAGAACAAACCAGAGAUCAACCAGAAGAUGAUGAAAUCUGCUGUCAUGAAAGAUCUGUACUCUGAGAUUGACCGACUUAAGCAAGAGGUAUACGCUGCGAGAGAGAAAAACGGUAUUUAUAUUCCAAAAGACCGAUAUCUUCAAGAAGAGGCUGAGAAAAAGGCAAUGGCUGAAAAGAUAGAAAGAUUAGAACUUCAAUCGGAAUCUAAGGACAAGAAAGUAAUUGAUCUUCAGGAGCUUUACAACUCUCAGCAGCUUUUGUCUGCGGAGUUGAGUGAGAAACUUGAGAAAACUGAGAAAAAGCUUAAGGAAACUGAGCACUCCUUGUUUGAUCUUGAAGAAAAAUACAGACAGGCGAAUUCAACCAUUAAAGAAAAAGAGUUUGUGAUAUCUAAUCUUCUCAAGUCAGAAAAAUCACUUGUGGAGCGAGCCUUUCAGCUACGGAUGGAACUAGAAAGUGCAGCAUCAGAUGUUUCCAACUUGUUUUCCAAAAUAGAAAGAAAGGACAAAAUCGAGGAUGGAAACAGAUGUCUCAUCCAAAACUUCCAGUCACAGCUCACACAACAGCUUGAGCUAUUGCAUAAGACUGUGGCUUCUUCUGUGACUCACCAAGAGGUUCAACUAAAACACAUGGAGGAAGACAUGGAAUCCUUUGUGUCCACAAAAUCUGAGGCUACUGAAGAACUUCGAGAGAGACUUUCAAAACUGAAGACAGUGUAUGGUUCUGGCAUCGAAGCUCUUGAUAACAUAGCUGUGAAGCUAGAUGGAAAUUCUCAGUCAACAUUUGGUAGCCUGAACUCAGAAGUUUCUAAACAUUCGCAUGAACUAGAGAAUGUUUUCAAAGGUUUUGCUUCUGAGGCUGACAUCUUGUUACAAGAUCUCCAGAGUAGCCUUAACAAACAGGAAGAGAAGCUUAUUGCAUUUGCUCAGCAGCAACGGAAGGCACACUCGCAAGCCGUGGAUUCAGCAAGGUCAGUUUCAAAAGUAACAGUGGAAUUCUUCAAGACUCUGGACACGCAUGCAACCAAACUAACCGGGAUAGUGGAAGAGGCACAAACGGUUAACCACAAGAAACUGAGCGAAUUUGAAAACAAGUUUGAGGAAUGUGCUGCUAAUGAAGAAAGACAAUUGCUAGAGAAAGUAGCAGAACUUCUGGCAAAUUCUAAUGCUAGGAAGAAAAACCUUGUCCAAGUGGCUGUACAAGAUCUACGGGAGAGCGCAUCCACCAGAACAACCACUCUACAGCAUGAGAUGUCAACAAUGCAAGAUUCAACUUCUUCCAUUAAAUCUGAGUGGACUCUUCACAUGGUGAAAACAGAAUCGAACUAUCACGAGGACACUUCAGCGGUUGAGAGCGGGAAGAAAGCGAUGCAAGAAGUUCUCUUGAACUGCUUGGAGAAGGCAGAGAUGAGUGCACAUCAAUGGAGAAAAGCUCAAGAAUCACUGGUCAGUUUAGAACGAAACAACGUAGCUUCUGUUGACUCAAUCGUUAGAGGAGGUAUGGAUGCUAAUGAGAACCUACGCUCUCAGUUCUCGUCUGCUGUAUCAUCCUCUCUUGAUGUCUUUGAUGCUGCUAAUGGCAGCCUCCUUACUUCCAUUGACCAUUCGUUGAAACUCGAUAACGAUGCAUGUGCAAAGGUGAACUCCAUGAUCAUCCCAUGCUGUGAAGACUUGAUAGAGCUAAAGAGUGAUCACAAUCACAAGAUCGUAGAGAUCACAGACAACGCAGGGAAAUGUCUUCUUGAUGAAUACGUUGUGGAUGAGCCUUCGUGUUCAACGCCGAGGAAAAGACUAAUUAACAUACCGAGCAUUGAGUCCAUUGAGGAACUUAGAACUCCAGAGUCUGAGGAGUUACUGAGAGCGUUUCGAGAUGAGAAAAUGGUGAAGCAAGCCAAUGGUGAUGCAAAGCAGCAGCAACAACAACAACAGCUUAUACGUGCUUCCUCUAUUUACGAGGCAGCUGUUUCGGACUCAAGAUUUCCUCUCUCUGCUGUUAACUGAAAACAACAAGAGAAUAAAGUUACUGUGUCACACUGUACAGAGAGAGAGAGAGAGAGACAUAGUAUUGUUGUAUUCACGUAAAGACUCUUUUUCUUCAUGGAGUUUUGGUUUGAGGAAUUUACAAAAACAUCAGUUUUAUUUAAUAUUCUUUAUUUGUGUGGUUUAUUGGUUGAAAGUUGAAACCAAAGGAAAUUAUUAUCUUCUAAAUAAUUUUAAGUUUAUAAAUGCUUAAAACAACA
Thlaspi arvense is the source of this 3685-nucleotide messenger RNA. Lineage: Eukaryota; Viridiplantae; Streptophyta; Magnoliopsida; Brassicales; Brassicaceae. The record is from the annotation of a GenBank genome assembly.